GUGGGCGGAGUGCUGGAGGCGGGAAGGCGGGUGAGGCGUGCGGCUGCUGUGCAAGGUGUCGGGGCCGGGGAGUGUCGGGGAGGCAGCAGGAAGACGCACAGAACCUGUUCGAUCAACACAAGGAUGGACGAGCCCACUGGGGACCUUCCCCUCCGGACAGACGUCAUUCUUUCCGAGUCGUGCUGUGAUCAUGUCACCAUAACAAACCUGGUGGAAGUGCUGAGAUCUUUGGUGGCUUUAACUGACCCUCAGGAGGGGAAGCUGACUCAGUCUCAAGAGAAAGCACUAAACUUGCUGGGCGUUUGGAAAACUGAAUUUACAGCUGUUCCUGGGUCUACAUCAAAAACCUCAGUGGAGUGACAGCUCGAAGAUGGGAGACCAGGAGGCAGGUGAACCCUUUUUGGGGAUAGUGGCUGAUGGUGCCAGAGACUACGAAGGAGUUCUGCCCUCAGACACRGUGUCACUCAGCGAUUCUGACUCUGAUGAUUUGGGGUUGCCAGGGGAAGCAGAAGUUGAUACAAUAUCUCCCGAGGAGCCAUCUGUAGAUGAAGGGGAUUUCAGAACAGGWGAGACCCCCAGCUCUUCAAACAGUGGUCACAGAUCUCCUGUGCAGCCAUUCCAUCUGAGGGGCAUGAGUUCUACAUUCUUUCUCCGUAGCCAGAGCAUUUUUUAUUGCUUGGAAGAGGCAGCCAAGUUGUCUGUGCCCUCRAUGCCUGAAGAUAAUGUUGUUGAUGGGAGGUUUAAGCGUCCAUUGCCCCCAGCCACAGUUUCAGGUAACGUGAUCCCAGAAAACAUGGGAAAGCAAGCCAGACCAGUGCAGGCUGCCAAAAGCUCUCCUGCAGUGCCUGACUAUGUGGCACACCCAGAGCGCUGGACCAAAUACAGCCUGGAGGGAGUUUCAGAGUCCAGUGACAAGACUAACAGGGCAGUGGCCAUGGAAUUUCUAGGUGGUUUGAAGAAAAGAGGGGAACAACAAAGCUCCGCUUCCCAAGAUAGCUACACCCCAUCCUUCAACCAGGACCCUUCCAGCUGYGGAGCUGGGAGAAUUGUCUUCACCAAACCAGCUAAAAGAGGUUCUGAUGGAGUAGAGAAGAAAACAUCAACAGGGGAGGUUGGUAAGAAACAGAUGAAGACAGAUCUGAAAGGAAAAUCUCUUAAGAAGACCGAUGACUUGAGGGAAGAAGAUAAGGUUGAGUUGGGGCACUUGGACAGUGACAGUGGAAAGGCAGCAGAGGAGGAGGAGUGCAUGAUGGAGGGGGACCAGAACACACAAGAUAAACUUAAUGCUAGGCUUAGUGGUGCAGGUGAGGAGCCAUCACUGGGAGCAGUGGGAUUCCACUGCAGUAAGAAGAAGAGCAGGAAAAAUUUCCGACCUAAAGUGGAUGAUGAAGGGGAGGAAGAAUCCUGAAGGAUGAAGCAUAUUUGAGAUAUCCAAGGAUUUGUCUUGUUCAUUUUUUUUUCUCCUUUUUUUUGUGGUGUGAAAACCAUGUGAUAGCUUUUUGUCCAACUAUGUGCGUCAUAGCCACCAAGAACAUUUUAUAUUGUUAGAAAUUAAGCUACUAAAAUAAACUCCAGACUUUUUGUUUAUGAGAAAUCCAUGGGCAUAGGAUAGUUGCAUCCUGCCAAGAAAGAAUAAGGUGUGCUUUGUUUGCAUCAGCUGCUCACUGGGUCUUGCUCAGAAGCUGAAGCAUCCAAAGAGACAGAAGUGUUAGAUAAAAGGCUGCAGGCCUUCCUAGUAACUUCCACUUUUGGAGCAGUUCCCAAAUCCUGUGGAAUCCUGGAGAAAAGGUGAUGAGCUCAUUAUGUAGAGAUUUUUAAACAAUGGAAAUAAAGCCUAGUCUUCCACUAGAUGUGAUUUCUCCUGGCCCUGUCACAGGGAGGACAACCCUUUAAAAUUUUUGUUUAAAAACAUCCCACUUUUGUUGCUAUUGAGGGUGAAAGCACAACAGUGCCCCAUUUUAUGUGAUGAUCCUUGCACCUUUGUAUGUCAUUUGCAGGAGGUGCUUCUUCCAUACUGAUUCUGUGUGUCGAUUGGGGUGUUUGUGGGAAUGAGAUAUUUAUACCACAACUGGAUACUCUUUUGUUCUAUGUGAUGCAAUAAAGUUUUGGUUGUAACUUGAUUUCAUCUCUGAAAGAUGUUGACUAAUGCAGCUGAAGGAGUUUUAACAUAUACUUUGUUUGAUUUAAAAAUUCUUGAAAAUCUUUUAGGGUCUUACUCUAAGUUUACUAUCUUGUUAACUUUUCCCUCAAGUCUUACAGAUUAUAAACCUCACACUUCUAACAUUUUCAGUCAUUUUACAGUAUAUAAUCCCCUCAUAGGAUGAGUCAUACAAUGAAUCACAUUGUAAGGAAUGUGAAAUACAGUAAGUCUUUUUCACAAUUUUAGUAAAUUUAAUAAGUAGGGUUGAAAGAUUAAAUUCUUUGAAAGGUUAAAUUAUUUGAAACUCAAAUUAGUUCAGGUCAGUUUGAACUGACUUUUUUUUUUUUUUGGCCUUCUAAAUUAACCAGUCCCAAGGGUAGUAUUURUAACUGUGUAGUGAAAGAUUAAUUCUUAAAUAUUUCUGACAUUUASCUUGCUCAAACUUGGAAGGGUAUUUGAGGGUGUGACGUCCUCUGGAGGGUCCAUCUUAACCAUAAUUGACUGGUAGGCCAGGGCUUUGUGUUUGAACAGAUGCAUCAUUUGGCAGAAGAAGCAGAWAAUGUAAAAGGAGCAGUUGUGCUCCAUCUUUUGAAAUUCACCUUUUAAUUUUAAGAGCAGAAUGUGUUUUCUUGUAAGUGUGCAGUUGCAUGCACGUUAACUAAUGGUUUAUUGGAAAACACAUURGUUGUUCCAGUACAUGUGAGUGGGACAUAGCAAGUCCAAAUGAAAAGGUUUUGGGUUCUAGUGGAUAACUGUACCCAAGAACCUGAGAAUUUGGGUUCGCAAUGGAAAUARUAGCCAUUUCAAAGUGGAAGCUGCUGAGAAGAGCAGAGUGUGCUGGUUGUGAGAUGUCUGUUAUUUUUAAACAAAAAAAAAAAUGCAGCUCAAUACAAACUUAUUGGGUUUAUAACUUCUGCUUGCCCAGGGUGAGGAACAGGUAGGACCACCACAAUUCCAUCACAGCUAAUGGAGUCACGGGCCUAGGAUACAACUGAGUAAAAUGGACAAAUGCCUUCUUUAUGAAGCCCUCAUAACAAGAUUAGUAUCUAUUAAUAAAAGGCUCAUUUUUGUCAGAGCUGAGAUUUAUUUUUUUUUUCCACCUAUGGUAACAGAAAGCUUUUGUGCAAUCUACAAUCACAUUGCAUAGAGACAAUAUUAUAUGUGUGAGGAAAUGCAGUUGAAGCUUAUCAGUGUAAGACACAGCCCAAUACUUCCCCCUUCUGAUGCUGUUUAUAUUAUUCCAGAGAAAUUUCCCCUCAGAGGAUGGUAUUGGUAUUUUAGUGSUGUAUCUUUUCUUGCAAAAUUCUAAUAAAGCCAGCAAGCUUUUGCAUGCUAAAAAUGUUCAAGCCARUUUAAGUAAUGGAAAAAUCCACAAACAGCCCAGAUUCCUAGUUUGCAAGACAAUUCUUGGUACACAUUCUUGUUUUAAAGUCUCUUAAGUGAUUWUUUUUCUCCCACAGACCUUUCAGAAAGAAAAGUUAMAUUAAAUCAGAUGCCUAGGUGUGGAGGAGGCAUUGGUUGUGGUAUGCUACAUGGAGGCAAACUGGCAGCAACUGUGACGGGGCAUGGGCACAGCAAAAGGCAGGGGAUUGCACUUUGGGGUUGAGUGAGGAGCUUAAGAAAGAAUAAMAAUAAUA
Messenger RNA from Malurus melanocephalus (red-backed fairy wren), 3777 nucleotides. RefSeq names its product tumor suppressing subtransferable candidate 4 (gene TSSC4). The coding region runs from base 371 to 1408 and encodes 345 amino acids. The transcript is spliced from 4 exons. The record is from RefSeq and is a predicted model, not a curated record. NCBI's taxonomy places the organism in Eukaryota, Metazoa, Chordata, Aves, Passeriformes, Maluridae.